CCGAAGGUUGGUAUGCAUGAUUGUCAAAGAGUACAUCGAACUGUCAUAUUAUUGUGUACAUCAAGUUUAAAUUUCAAAAUUCCAGUGUUUUCUAAAAAUGAGUUUAGACGCGUGUAAUAAAAAUGUUUGUACCAUAGAAGAUUUACCUGAAGAAGUAUUAGAAUUCAUUUUAAGUUUAAUUCCUCCAUAUAAAGAUCUUCACGAUUGUCUACAAGUCUCAAAACGAUGGCGAAGAUGCGUUCUAAAUGUCGCAAAAACCAGACAAAGAAACUUCGAUAGAGCGAUCUCUGAGUAUGCCAUAGCAUGGCAGUCAGUAACCCCAGUUGCUAUGGCCCCAACGAUCACCAAAAGAUAUUCACACGCAGCAGUAAUUCACGAUAAUUCCAUGUACGUGUUCGGCGGUUGCACAUGUUCGAUGACAACCUUUAACGACCUAUGGCGAUUAGAUUUGUCAAAGCGACAGUGGGUUAGGCCACUUACUAUGGGUACAUAUCCGUCACCGAAAGCGUGUUGCAGUAUGGUGUGCUAUAAAGAUUCGUUAGUUUUAUUCGGCGGAUGGACGCACCCGGCAUCAUAUCCGUUACAUCAGACCUGGCAUCUAUUCAAUGAACUGCACAUAUACGAUAUAACUGCUAAUCAGUGGAAUUAUAUCGUCACGGAGAAUACGCCACCACCGACUGCAGGGCAUUCUGUUUCGGUUCAUGGUAAAUGGAUGGUCAUAUUUGGGGGAUUACAAAGAGCAAGUAAUGUUGUUCAUUCAACAAAGUCUAAUGAUAUUUGGAAGCUGAAUCUUGAGACAUGGACUUGGUAUAAGCAAGAGACUACAGAUGGUAACUAUUAUGUCGAUAUUAUUUUCUAUAAAAUUAUCAAA
Messenger RNA from Photinus pyralis (common eastern firefly), 871 nucleotides. Its product is annotated as F-box only protein 42-like. The record is from RefSeq and is a predicted model, not a curated record. Lineage: Eukaryota; Metazoa; Arthropoda; Insecta; Coleoptera; Lampyridae. Gene Ontology annotation, molecular function: protein binding. The transcript has 3 exons. The annotation marks the transcript as partial.